GUGCCGCUGACAGACGCAAACACCCAACAGCUACAGGGAAAAAGAUCCGAUGAGAUCGCGGAGAAGCGUUACGAAGGUAAUGCAGUAAACUCAGCAGUAUGGAUGGUGUCCCUCUGAAGAUGCCACAGGUUCCCUCACAAGAAGUCAAAGAAGACAUCAAAGUCAUUGUCCCUGACUAUCUCACCAUACUGCGGGAGACAGAAUAUGAGUUCAGACUGGAGAACUGGGUGCUAACGGGACUGCAGAGUCGCUUCAUCAUUCAGCAUCAGCCUCAGCUGUCAUCAUCGACAUUAGGACCAUCUUGUCCACCAUACUGGAUGGUGUUCAGCAGCCCACAGCAGAGCCGUCUGGCCAGCCGCCACUCCUCAGACUUUUGGGAGCCAAAUCCUCGGCAGCGCUCCAAGAGCCUCACCCCCACAAUCCUACGCACCAAGUUUAUGGUCUCCGAAUCUGAGGAUGAAGGGGACAGUGCUAAGACAUGUUCGUCAGUCAGAGCCAGCUCAGGUGGUGGGUAUCCUGUUGCUCCAGGUCAGCCUGGUCAGAGGAAAGCACCGAGAGCCUUCGUCCCAGACCUUCUGAACCCUCCAACAUGCCUUAGCAGCCUACCACACCAGCGCAGGAAGAACCUACGACAGUGCUCUGUCUCAGUGCUGGACACUUCCAAACAACAUGAUCCUAACACAGACAGUCUAUCCAAAAGCCCAUCACACAGGACCCCUGACACCAGAGCUGCCAACACUAGAGCCAAUACAGUCGACAUGCUCCCCUGCAUCAACAACAACAACACAACACACGCGAAGUCUGAAAGCCCUGACUUCUGUAGAAGUCUCAACUCUUCUGGUUUGGACUCAUCAGCAAACCUACUAUCAGCUCUGAGCCAAGAGGAGAGAGAGCUUCUAGGGGCCAUCACUGCGCGCGGUUACCCUCUUCGUACUGCUAUCAUUGCCCUGCAGAAGACAGGCCAGAAAACCCUGGAUCAGAUCUUGAGUUACCUGGUGGCAUGUGACCAUCUGUGUCAGCUGGGUUAUGAUAUAGCAGAGGUGGAAGAGGCUUUGGAGAUGUUUCAAAACUGUGAAACAAAGGCGAAGGAGUUCCUUCAUCUACUUAAUCAGUUCAAUGAGAUGGGAUUUCAGCAGAACACCAUCAAAGAAGUGCUACUGAUCAACGAGAACCACAGAGAACGGGCACUGGAGGAGCUGAUGAUGCGUGUGGCGUGACAGAAGAUCAACAAAUCAACACACACACACACACACACACACACACACACACACACACACACACACACACACACACACACACACUUACAUAAAUCAACUACCGAAGAUUUGUGACUCACUCCAAUUCAUUGAUAAAGGCACAGAGAGACCAAACACUGUCACAGUGAGUUUGGUCAGUAACUCAUGUCUCUUAUCCCCCUGCUCAUGCAGUAAAAGAGAAAAUACUUUUCGUAUCCCUGUCCAAUUAAUCAAGACAGAGAGCUCAAUAAAGAGACAGUGCUGUUUGCUAAUGAACACACAGAAAGCAGGAUCCUACUGUUCAUGGGCAUAGGGUCAGCUACCAAUUCCAGCACUCUUGGUGACGGCUUAUACUAACAAACAUGCCAAGUGAAGAAAAACACUUGAAGAAAAGAAAGAGGCAAAGAGAGUUCCCUUGAAACAAAGAAUAGAGUUGUGCAAGUUUGGGGACAUGGAGACAUAUUGCAAAAUGUACAAUAGGUUAGUUAAAAUGUCACCAAUACAGCAGCUUUAAUUAUCAUUGUAUUUGACUUGGCUGAAAGUGUUUAUUAUGUCCAUUCUUUUUUUGGAAUGAAAGCUUCACUGACAGUUCAUUGUGUAGUUUGUAUUAAUUGUGUACCAGAAGUGAUCUGAGUGGUUGUAAUUGUGACAUAUGUUUUAUAAAAAUACACCAAGGUAGUGUUCUUUUUUUAUUGUACUCUUUUUUUUUCUCCUCUGUGUUGGAUUUAAAUGAAUCCAUAUGGGAACCAAUCAUUGAGGAGCAGUUAUCCCCAGAGACAGGUUCUUAUAAACAGUGAGCAUGGAUAAACAUCAGCAGUACAGAUUUGUAUUUAUUGUUUGAUUGGGGGCUGCACAUUUAUUUUUGAACAGCCAGCUAUGAAAGUCACAUAAAUUCAUGAAUAUCUCAUUUUUGGCAGUAAGAGGGUACAUUAAAGGAUGUGCAAAAUUGUCAACAGGUGGUCAGUUAAGAAGUGUCUUUUUACAACUUUGUCAAACGAGGUGAGGACCCAAAUGCAGACAACACAAGGGAGGCAGGAUUUAAGAAUCUAAAGCGAGCUUUAUUUUAACCAAAGCUGAAAGACAAGCAAAAUCCAACAGUCCAUGCAAACCAAAACUGAGCCAAAUAGACAGAGUAACAACAAAAAAGGCUUCAAUAAAGUGCAAACAAGAGCUGAGUACAAAUCAAUGAGGAAAAACACAAGGAACAAAAACCAGAAACAUACCAGGGGGUGACGUGAGGAGACACUAGAAAAUGAAACGACUGGGAAACUCAGGGUAGUGACACAGGUGAACACGGACGAACACGGAAUGAACCGACAAAGACAUGAGCAAGAACAAAGACUAUAUUCAGACACACUAAGGAGGGGAUCAGGUACAGGUGGAGUGAGGCGGGGAAAAGAAAGGAAUGGAAAAAUACUGGAAUGAGGGAAAAUCACAGAGAGGGAGGAACUGAAAAUUGACUUGCAAGGGUACAAUUUUAAAAUAAAACAUUAAACGCAAGAACAACAAGGAUCAUGACAUAUUUUAAGUUUUGGCUAAUAAUUCAUAAAUUAAAUCUGAGUUUGUAAAUUUCAUUUACACACUGAAAUGCAGUUGUAGGCCCCUCUAGCCUACAAACACUAGGCACACAUGUUAAAAUAUUUUAAAUAAAAUAGGCAACAAAAAGAGAAUAAAGUUUUUAAUAAAGAUAGCACUAAUCCUCUACUUAGAAUGCCAUUUCUGUUUGAAACCUUGCAUCCUAGUAUUCAAUUGGGUGCCACUUGUCACACCACCCAAACACUGGUGCAGACCAAGUGCACCCCCUGGCAAUGAAACUGGCUCAUUGCAUAUGCCUUGUAUGUGCAGUCUGUGUAAAAGUAAAUACAGGACAACAGUUGUACAGUAGGUUGAAGGUGAAGCAGGAAGCAUUCUUGUAAACUGUGAUGGAUGUUUACACAAUAAAGUUUUGGGUUUAUUCUUUCAUUUGUUUUGACUCUUCCAAAUGCAUUUUGACUAACCUAAUAAGAUGAGUGUCGUAAGAA
Messenger RNA from Acanthopagrus latus (yellowfin seabream), 3256 nucleotides. RefSeq names its product ubiquitin associated protein 1-like b (gene ubap1lb). Gene Ontology annotation, cellular component: ESCRT I complex. Gene Ontology annotation, molecular function: ubiquitin binding. Lineage: Eukaryota; Metazoa; Chordata; Actinopteri; Spariformes; Sparidae. The transcript is spliced from 6 exons. Bases 99 to 1217 code for a protein of 372 amino acids. The record is from RefSeq and is a predicted model, not a curated record. Gene Ontology annotation, biological process: ubiquitin-dependent protein catabolic process via the multivesicular body sorting pathway.